AUGGAACUGAAUUACAGAUGGAUUCAGUAUGAUAGGUGGUUUUCCAAUAGAAUUAUCAUCACUGUAGGCCAGUUGAGAGAUGAUUUGUCUUUCCCUUUGCACGAUUCAGCAAAUCCCUUCUUCUACGAAGCUCUCACGAAGAUCCAGCGAGGUUCCUUUCAGCUUAACGAAAACGCAAUCCGCAUUAUGAAUGAAUUUGUGAUUCCUUCAAAAGGUGGCCCUUAUCAGAUUCCGAAGUUUGCGAAGGACUAUAAUCCAGAGGAUUAUAAUAUUGAUUCAUUUUUUGCUAAUUAUUCUGAUAAAACCAUGAGCACGAGGAGGUAUCAAGAAUGGGGUAUUAAGCUCGCUCGAAACACUCUGGAAGAUUCGUCUAAAGCUCUCCUUCGAGAUGUAGACCCUUUUGGUCGUGCGAAGAAUGGUCAUCUUCGUUGGUCUAAUGACGAAGAUUGGAUGAUGUUCCCUUUGGUUGUCGAAGGUCCCUUGUACCCUACUCCUCUUCCUUGUUUGCUUAAGGAUCGCAAGAAACGGGAUCCUACAACUGAAUCUCCUGCCUAUGAUCAGAAUGAUCCCGUCAACACUCCCACUGCUGCUGGUCAUGUGAAGCGUACUCGCAGGACUUUGAAUUUAGCUGAGCUAACUCGGGUGAAAGAUUCCAAGAUAGCUUCGAGUCAACCAACUCCUCCUCCCAAGCAACAACCGACAAGCUCUCAUCAAGAUGUUAUUUCUUCUGAUCUUCUGAAGGGUGUACAUCCCUCUCUUCCUAAUAUCCCAAUUGUCGAAGUAGGGGAAUCCCCUGAAAAGCUCUCAAAGGAUACCCGUCCCAAAUAUAAGAAGAAGAUAAAUAAAGAUAAGCGAAAGCUCUACGAGGCGAAUGAUCCUACAUAUCUUCCCGAUCUUGACUUUCUGAAGGAUAUCUACACCACAGCCCAACAGAAUGAGGCCAUUAGUUCUCCUUCUAUUGGGUCUUUGAUCUCAUUCUGUACUGAUACCUUCACGGCACUCGAUCAAUCUGAGAUGGAGAAUGCUUCGCUGAACUUGUCCAUCAGUCAACACACUGCUUUGAUGGCUCUGGAGUUCAAUCGUCACUUUGCUAACCUCGUGGAGACUAGAGCAUCUUGCGGAAGACUUGAAGAGGCCAAGAUUCGCAUUCAAAAGUUGGAGAAGGAACUUGAUGAGGAGAGGAACUUCGCAAACAAGUUGGAGAAGAAGGCUGGUGAACUUCGCAGUAAGACUCCUUACUUUUAUGUGCCUCUUCUUUGCCUUAGAUUUAUCUUCGUUAUAUUCUUAUUUCAUCUCUCGUCAAGCUCGGUGUAUGAAACGUCAAAUGGAUGCCAUUGAAGCGAAAGAUUUGGUCGAAGAUAUUCGUGG
Molecule: messenger RNA, 1368 nt
Organism: Papaver somniferum (opium poppy)
Lineage: Eukaryota; Viridiplantae; Streptophyta; Magnoliopsida; Ranunculales; Papaveraceae
Exons: 4
Coding region: 1-1338 (445 amino acids)
Source: RefSeq, a predicted model, not a curated record